AGAGUUCGAUCUUUACGAUCGAUAAUCGUCGCCAAUGUAAGGCCAACAAGAAUGUUCGACGAACAGUGCAUGUUUGUCCGGUCGCAUAACCUGACGAAGUCUGUCGGGGGAGAGAAGCUGAUCUUGUACUCGACUUAAUACUGAUAAAAAAACAGAGAGAGAGAGAGAGAGGGAGAGAGACGUAGGCUUAAGCAAAUGCUUGAACAGAUAUACUACAGUCACAUGUCCAUCCAGUAUACCUUUCACGAUCGUGGGGAUACAUAUCGGUUCUGGGGAAUUGGGAGUCCCUCGGAACAAAGAUCAAAGAUCGUUAAGAAUUCUUAAGCCGCGUAAUUGCUCAUGUUAUCCCACAAUUCGAAUUCAGUCGUUCGGUGACCAGUACAGAGCACAUCACGCCGUAAUCGGCUGUCCCUCGUGUCCUUUCCUCGUCCCUCAUUCUUUUACAUACACGUACAACGUGUGCAUAUCAGCAGAUACACGUACCCAUACACACUCACACAAUUCUUAUCCCUUGGAUCGCAUAUAGUGAUAAUUUCCUCUACUAUUCACGGUGGAAAAACUGUUUAGUCGACAGGAAUCGUCGAACUCGUUAGAAGGAACAGACCAAAAACUGCUAGGACACACGUUCAUAGUAUAGAAGUGUCAUUAAUCUGCAUCAAAGCUGACCCCUGUUAGAGUACCGGAGGUAAACAUCUCAGAGAAAUAAGGGGUGACCGGAUAUACCUGCACCAUGAUCGUGGAGGACAAACAGGAAAUGGAAGGCUUCUGGAUUGCCAGCGCGAUCCACGCGAUCAAGGCGCUUUCCUACGUGUACGACUUGCUGACGUUUCCAGUCUACCUCAUAUUGCAACGACCCUGGGAGAAGAGGAAGGCUUCGAGGAGAAUCAAGGCUCGUCCCGUCGCGAAGGAUGAGCACAGUAUCACCUUCAGGAGCGUUGACCCUCCGAAGCGGAUGCACGUUGCCCUCGAGCGUGAGAAGAUCGACACGCUCGAGAAAAUGUUGUCCUGGGUCGCGAAGUUGCAUAGCGACAAAAAGUGCUUCGGGACCAGACAGAUUCUCGCGGAGGAGGACGAGGUCCAGCCUAACGGUAGAAUAUUUAAAAAGUAUAAAAUGGGAGAGUAUAAGUGGAAGUCCUAUACAGAAGUGGACAGACUCACCAACUCAUUCAGUCGUGGACUAAAAGACCUGGGUCUCACAACUCGUAAAAACGUUGUGCUCUUUGCUGAGACCAGGGCAGAAUGGAUGAUCGCAGCUUAUGGUUGUUUCAAGCAAAAUUUGACCGUGGUUACCAUCUAUGCGACUUUAGGGGAUGAUGCGAUAGUUCAUGGUAUCAAUGAGACGGAAGUGGAUACGGUGAUAACUAGUCAUGAUCUAUUACCGAAGUUCAAGCGACUCCUUGAAAGAGUACCUGUAGUUAAGACGAUUAUUUACAUGGAGGAUCAACUGAAACCGACAGAUACCACUGGCUAUAAAAAGGAUGUGAACCUUAUACCGUUUUCCGAAGUAAUUAAAAAGGGCAACGAUUCAAAAUCACCGCUAUCGCUACCCGAAUCGAAUGACACAGCUAUUAUAAUGUACACAUCUGGUUCUACCGGGGUACCGAAAGGCGUUCUUCUGUCUCAUGCAAACAUCAUCUCCACCUUGAAGGCUUAUUGUGAUGCAGUUGCGAUUAAACCGGACGAUGUUUUCUUGGGAUUCUUGCCCCUGGCUCAUGUGUUUGAAUUACUUGCUGAAAGUGUAUGCCUUCUUACUGGCGUACCAAUUGGUUAUAGUUCACCACUUACUAUGAUUGAUUCGAGCAGCAAAAUACAGAGGGGAUCUAAGGGCGACGCUUCAGUUUUGCACCCCACUUGCCUAACUGCAGUGCCUCUAAUCCUCGACCGCAUUUCUAAAGGCAUAAACGAGAAAGUGAAAAAAUCGGGUCCAUUCAGACAAGCGAUUUUUAAUUUUGCUUACGAGUAUAAACUGAAGUGGGCUAAACGGGGGUACGACACACCGUUCUUUGAUAAAUAUAUCUUCGGAGCUGCCAGGCAGGUUCUUGGUGGACGGGUUAGGCUUAUACUCUGUGGAGGAGCACCUUUAUCUCCUGACACACAUACUCAGGUGAAAAAUUGCCUGUGCGUUACAGUGACCCAAGGCUAUGGUCUCACAGAAACAACUUCGUGUGCUACUGUUAUGGAUGCUUGCGAUAGGAGUACAGGACGAGUGGGAGCACCAACUACAGUCUGCGACAUACGUUUGGAAAACUGGGAAGAGGCUGGUUACAGAGUUACAGAUACUCCUGAUCCCCGAGGAGAAAUCCUUAUUGGAGGGAAAAACGUUUCUGCUGGUUACUACAAAUUGCCAGAUAAAACGCAAGAGGACUUCUUCCAGGAAGAUGAUCGGCAGUGGUUUAGAACAGGUGACAUUGGGGAAUGUCAUGCCGAUGGGUCUAUCAAAAUUAUUGACCGAAAGAAGGAUCUAGUGAAGCUGCAACUUGGCGAAUAUGUGUCUUUGGGUAAAGUUGAGGCAGAACUAAAAACAUGUCCAGUCGUAGAAAACAUAUGUGUCUAUGGAGAUGCACAUAAGGCGCACACAGUAGCGUUAGUGGUUCCCAAUAUUUACUACUUGGAGGAGAUUGCCACUAAUUUGGGUAUCACUGGAAAAACCACAGAUGAACUUUGCAACAAUCCUGUGGUAGAAAAGGCAGUACUGCAAGAACUGGUGGAACAAGCUAAAAAAUGUAACCUUCAAAGAUUUGAGAUUCCCGGCGCAGUAAAACUGUGCACAGAGCAAUGGACACCGGAUAUGGGAUUGGUCACAGCCGCAUUCAAACUGAAGAGGAAAGCGGUGCAAGAGUACUACCAGCAUGAAAUUAAUAGGAUGUACAAUUCGUGAUGUCGCGCCAAGUCUUGUAAGAAGUGUAAUCGAUGAAGCGGUUCAAAAUUUACAUUUCCUCCUCCAACAAAACGAUGAUUCGAUCACCUUUAUAUAUGAGUUUGUGAAAUCGAGGUCGCGAGUCGGUUACAAAGACAAACUUUAGACUCGAAAGAUUCUGUGUGUCCAAAAAAAAAGAUGUUGCACGGUGUGCAUCUCUAUUGUCAAUUUCCUUUUCGCAAUUAACCAUGGAGUUGUAAUAGGUGUCAGUCGUCGACAUCGGUACGCCUAUUCGAUAUUAAAAUUACACCUACAUUUUCAAGGAUACUAUUGUUACUAAUCCGACUUUUCGUUUCGAGAGAUUUUUGUGUAGGGUUAUAAUUAGAAUUGACGAGGAACGUGCGUAAGCGUAACGCACGACGAGGAACUGCAAACUAACAUAAAUGGAAACUUUGCAUAACCUAGCAUUCCUCGUCGACAGGUGAAGUGGUCGCUUUUCCUUCCUAAAUAAUUUUUAUGUCUGACUAAAACGAUAUACUCAUUCUUCACGGUGAUUCCUCCUGAUGUAACUUUGUGGCAAAUGGACCGUCGGGUGGCUAUGCAAUUGUGCUAAUUUUGUAAGUUCACAACACGUAUGGUGUACUUACCUCAAGUAUUAUUCGAGAUAGUAGAGUUCCAUUUUCGCAAAGAGAGAAGGCCGCGACUCUUCGAAUAGGCAGAGUAGCUCUAUUCUACAUUAAGCUAUUAUAUGUAUAUACAGAAAAUCGAUCUACGAGUCAGCCUUUACUAAUAUAAUCAACGUAAAUGAUGCCAGACUUUAGAUUUAGUCGGACAUGUUUAAUUACGCCCUCGUCUGAAAUUCGACCCCAUUCCGUUUUUAUUAUGGAUAUAAAUAACUACGAUUCGUUCGCCAUCCCUUCACCUACUGUAUAAUAUACUUGUCAAUACGUUCUUGCCUACUUUCUCAAGUGCUAGUAUAUCGUGUCAAAGCAUCACAAGAACUCUAUCUCCCUUCUACUACUGCAGCAGAACGAUAUUUUUUAAGUGUGUGCGAGAGCGCGUAUGCAUUGGUGUUUGUUUAAUUGCUGUGUAUGCUUGCAUAUAUAUACAUAUUUAUAUAUAUGCGCUAUACAUAUGUAUAUAUACGUGUCCACAAACGAGAGGAUACUAGAAUGUACUGUGUGUGAGAUUGUAGGAAAGUAAAACGGUAUCUACGGAAUAAGAAACCAAGCGAUUGUUCUAUUAAUUUCUAAUUUUUAGUCUUCCCAUUCGUUGUAUUAGUCAAUUUUCUGACUUGCCAGGUCGUUUCAUUGCUGUUACAACCUUUCUUACUCGAGAUUCAGAAUGAUUUGCGAGUCUCGUUCUCAUCACACGAAUCCUUUGCUGGCAACUGGGUAGUCUUCCCUGAAAAUCCCGAGAAAUAAUAAAACCAAAGUAAUUUCGGUCGAAUAGAUUGAUUAACCGUUGCGUUCAAUGCAAAUUAGAUUUUUUCGUUGCGGUCCCGCAGCUGGUUAUGAUAGCGAAUUGUACACCUCAGGGACUUUGUAUCAUAGAGUACCGAGGUGGUUACGUUUACCGACGGAUACUUAGUAUCUAAGUAUUGAGGCUCGGAACACGCGAGUAAAACCGGCAACAAAACGGUUCGAACGGUUUUACUUGCAUCUUGCGACUUGUUGAACUGCGACUGUACAAGGGAUGAGAGAAUUAGGCGAGAAAUAAGAGAGGAUAAUUAUCGACUAGCAGCUGAUGCUCCUUUUCCAAUCGCGUUGAGAGUUCCUGACGCUGGGCUGAAGUUGUUAAGGACCCCGUUAAUGAUUUGUAUAAAUUAUUAAAACGCUGUACCAUAUUAGAUAGGAAACUGCCAAUUGUCAUUUGAGUAUGAUUAUAUCCUAUUGUUAAUUAAUUCGUCAUUUUAUUAUGAUUACUAUUAUUAUUAAUAUCAUUAUUACUAUUAGAAUUAGUAUUUUAAUUCUAAAAUUAUGGCUUACGAAAAACAGAAUCCAAAAUAAAUGUACAGAAUUAUAGUAUACGUAGUAAGUAUCAUUAUUAUGAUUACUUUCUUGCUUAAUUUGUUUUUCGUGAUGUAUGGUAGGUUCGUCGGAAACUCCGUCAAAUACGAUAUGUUAUUUAUAAGUAAUGUUUGUUAAUUUUACAGUCUCGACAAUAACAUAGCUUUCACGAAAAUGGAUACCGUCGGUGAAUAAAAUCAUAAGAACUCUCAAUCGUAUUUUGAUUCUUCGAUUGUUGCUGUGUUACCUGCAAGAAGACGUGAUCAGAGAUCCAGUUUUCUCUAUUUGUCGAAACUCAAUUUAUGUAUUAAUAACUCUUCUUCCUUUUUAUGUCCAAGUGUAACUAUAUUUUUAGUCAGUUUAUUUUCAACAUUUAGAAUAUACAGAUUAAGGAUUACAGUUGAAUAUUAUAUAAAAUUGCUUCAGACCCCGCUCUUCUGACGCGCGCGCGCGCGCUUACCUCGAUUAUAUUUUUAAAACUAUACAGGGUGGACCACGGAACGUGAGCAGCUUAAUUUAUUUUGCUGCCACUGGUUCGAUUGGAAGUUUUUUGAGCUAAAAUAAUACGAUUUAAGCAGAGCUUCAAAAUGAUGGUAUUAAAUUUGUUGUCAAUUUUUUUUUCCACAGUUAUCAAGGUUUUUCCACAGGUAAAUCUACAAUUUCUUUUUUUUUGUAGAUUCAGAAAAAAAUUGUAUAUUACGAUGCUUGCCGAAUUCGUCUCAGCAUUUCCUAAAAGAUGGAUACAAAAACAAUUGUAGGUUAACUUAUAAAAAGACUGAAGGUGACUGAUAAUUCCGGAAGAAAAGAGUUGAUAACAAAUUUGGUACGAUCACCUUAAAGCUCCCCUGAAAAAAAUGUAUAUCGAACCGCUAGCAGCAGAAUAAAUUAAGCUGAUCACAUUCCGUGAUCCACCCUGUAUAUUACGUUUGAAAAUAUUAUAAUCUUCGUAAGAAUCGCAUCACCCAGAGAGCAACUAUUUUGACGGCUUUGAUGGGAUACAAAUUGGUUAGGACCAUUCUAUCGUAAAAACUCAACGCAGACAAACAUAUUAUAUGGUAUAGUAAAUUAUUUAAUAUAAGUAACUUUAUAUAUAUUACAACGUGUAUUAAAUAAAAUUAAAUCUAUUCGACAGUAUCCGUUAACGAAGACAAGAGUGAAACGUUUCUUUAAUAAUAAUUGUGCUUUGCGGUAUAUUUUAGGUGACUUAACAGAGGUUGUACAUACAUCAGUUAUUAAAAUGCGAGGAAACAAUGA
This is a messenger RNA of Megalopta genalis, 6120 nucleotides long. It is a transcript of the gene Acsl, whose product is annotated as Acyl-CoA synthetase long-chain. Gene Ontology annotation, cellular component: lipid droplet; plasma membrane; endoplasmic reticulum. Gene Ontology annotation, biological process: neuron differentiation; long-chain fatty acid metabolic process; long-chain fatty-acyl-CoA metabolic process. The record is from RefSeq and is a predicted model, not a curated record. Lineage: Eukaryota; Metazoa; Arthropoda; Insecta; Hymenoptera; Halictidae. Gene Ontology annotation, molecular function: palmitoyl-CoA ligase activity.